CACAACGCUGGCGUCAUUUCCUGUUGCUAUGCUAGGUAGUGCGGACUUGUUUGAAGCUUCAGAGUAGUUUACAGUUUCCAUUAUCAGCAAAUUCACUGGGGGAUAUUUUCACAUCGACAGCACCAUGAGUACGUUAUGGAUGGGAAACCUGGAGGCCUACAUGGAUGAGAAGUUUAUCACCAGAGCCUUUUCCACCAUGGGUGAGCAGGUGGUUAAUGUCCGGAUCAUACGCAACAAGAUGACAGGGGGUGCUCUUGGUUACUGUUUUGUGGAGAUGACAGACGAGGCCACAGCUGAAAGGUGUCUUCGUAAAAUCAAUGGAAAAGCCUUACCAGGAGCUAAUCCGCCUACAAGGUUCAAGCUGAACCGAGCAACCUUCGGGAAACAGGACGGCGGUCAGAUGUAUUCUCUGUUUGUGGGAGAUCUAACUCCAGAGGUGGACGAUGGCAUGCUUUAUGAAUUCUUUUACAACCGUUACCCUUCUUGUCGUGGUGGAAAAGUGGUGCUUGACAGCAUGGGCAACUCCAAGGGUUGUGGCUUUGUUCAGUUCCCAGACGAAAGACUGCAGAAGCGGGCCUUAGAGGACUGUCAGGGUGCUGUGGGGCUGGGUGGUAAGCCUCUGAGGUUGAGCCUAGCUGCUAACAAUUUAAGGAACAAACAGCAGCAGCAGCAGCAGCAGUCAGACAACAAAUCAUGGCAGUCUUCAGGGUACAGACACAACUACGACCAGUACAGCCAGUACCAGCAGCAGGCCUAUGCUGGGUAUUACUCCUCAUGGGGCUAUGACCAGACCGGAGGGAUGUACGGCUACAGCUACCCUCAAUAUGAUUACACACAGUAUCCUCCACCACAGGAAAGUGAAGUUGUUGAAGAGGAUGAAGGACUUGAAGAUCCCACUGUGGAGCUGGAUGUGAUGGAGGCCAACAGGAAGUUCAUGGAGCUCAGUGAGGAGCUGUAUGAUGCUCUGAUUGAGUGCCACUGGCAGCCUGCAGAAUUCACUGCUGAACAGGACUAUGUGACAUCCUGCCUACCAGAGCCCAUUUACUGCUGAGACCGGGCAAUUCUUCUAUGGACUUUAACUACCAGUUUUGCUUUUUUUGGUUGAGGAAAUUUUCAGCAUAUUAAUAUUUUUUUUUAAGAGCUGUAGUCAUAUGUCAGGUGAACAAUUUUUUUUUAAUGUGAAAACCCGUUGAUGAUUAAACCUUUAAGUGUUCAGAAUUAAAAUUAUGCGAGUCUGAUCUUACCAAAAACACAAAUAUCACACAUUGGUUUGAUGUACAAUCAAUACUGUGGUCUUAGGGUUAUAGACAAGAACUAUUAAACCUGCACAACUUUUGCCUCCCUGUUUUAGUAGGUACACAAUCACUAUUAAGGCAUGCUUGCUGCUGUUGGUAUUUUUUAUUUAUUUUUGGAGACUUCAGUGGUUUCUCGGAAGACCAAACUUUUCUUGGUGGUUCUCGUUGCUGUAGCCUGAUCUGUUUCCUUCUUCAGCUCUAGUAAACCAAACCUUAUUAAUUCACGUAAAACACAAUGUCACUAGUGCACCAGGGAGGGAAUACCACGAGACAACAGAUUUAAAACCGUGAUAGGCUUUGUGGAGCAAGCAUUUUGCGUGGUAGCUCUGCCACUGAUGGUGUGUGAAUGGAUGGAUAAAUAACGCAUUAUAAAGCACUUUGUAGAACCUAGCUAAGGUUAACACAUACUAUAUAAAGGGCAGACAGGUUUACCUUUGCUUCGUCUAAAUGUAGCAGAUGCUCAUUCAUCAGGUUUCACUCCUCACUGAGUAGAGACAGAGGCCAGUGUUUUUGUUUGUUAGUUUUUUGACCAAUGCAGCCUUUGUUGAUUGAUAUGUCCUACUAUAAUUAGACAUUAGGUAUAAUUUAUAUAUGUACAUUUUAUUUUGAAAAAACACCCAACAUAUUUCACAAACUGAUCAGUUAUCUGUAAAGACUCUGAGGUUUUAAAGUGUAGAAUACUUCACCGAAUCCUCUGGACUCCCUGUAAAUACCGGUGUGUUUGAAGGGCUUUUGAACUGAGACAUUUUUAGAAAUGAAUACCUAAAAUCCAGGCUACAAUAAAAUUGCUCACUAAGCUUUUA
This is a messenger RNA of Acanthochromis polyacanthus (spiny chromis), 2098 nucleotides long. RefSeq names its product tRNA selenocysteine 1-associated protein 1. Bases 125 to 1051 code for a protein of 308 amino acids. Gene Ontology annotation, molecular function: tRNA binding. The record is from RefSeq and is a predicted model, not a curated record. NCBI's taxonomy places the organism in Eukaryota, Metazoa, Chordata, Actinopteri, Pomacentridae. Gene Ontology annotation, cellular component: nucleus. The transcript is spliced from 9 exons. Gene Ontology annotation, biological process: selenocysteine incorporation.